GAAUCGCUGUGUUCAUCCGCUCACACUCCUUCGAGAGUGUUCUCCGUGACGACCGUAAUAGUGUUAAGUUCAUCUCACCUCAUCCACCCGUUCAUAGCCACAUCAGUGGCUGAACGUUCACACUUCAAGCUCAAGAGACACAUCAGACCGUCGCCGACGAGCAGACCGCUGCCGGAAGCGAACCAACAGCCACUAAGUGAGUGCUAGUCCGCGAGACCGCCGACAUAUAUCGCCGCCCGCCCGCAUAGGAUGGUAGAAACUGACCCCGGGCCCAAGAAACCUCACAAUUGUGAUGUAAAAAGGGACCUCCAAUUGAACGGCCCAGGUUCCAAAACCGCCGAGCUUGGCGUCGUACCUUCACUGAAGAAAUCGGGCAAACCCGAUCCAGAGAAAGGUUCCAACUCGGAAAAAGCUGACUUCGAAAGGGCUAUCGAAUUAACCGGAUAUGGACGCUUCCACUACCUACUGCUGGCAGUAUGCGGCCUCGUCAGUACCUCCGAGGAGAUGGACGUCAUCUCUAUGUCGUUCAUCUUGCCCUCGGCGCAGUGCGACCUAGACCUUACAACUCAGACCAAAGGAUGGCUGAACAGUAUAAUCUUCAUCGGCAUGAUGGUGGGAGCCUACGCGUGGGGCUCUGUGGCGGACUCCGUAGGGCGGAAGAAGGUCCUUAUAGCCAUAUCCAUCGUGAACGCACUCGCCAUCGUCGCCUCGUCCUUUAGCCAGAACUAUGAACUCUUCAUGCUGUUUCGCUUCAUCAAUGGUGCUGCGUUAGGAGGAUCUGGUCCCGUGAUCUGGUCAUACUUCGCGGAGUUCCAGCCGAAGAAGAAGCGCGGUGCUAUGUUGAGUUUCAUGGCUGCUUUCUGGACCCUAGGAAAUCUAUUCGUCGCCGGACUAGCGUGGGUGAUCAUUCCCAGUGAAAUCGGCGGAACAACUGGUGGCUUCGUCUAUAACUCUUGGCGCAUCUUCCUUCUUGUUAUGUCAUUACCAUCAUUCGUGGUAGCCGCAUUGCUGUUUUUACUACCAGAAUCGCCCAAAUUUUUAAUAUCAACGGGUCGCCAAGAAGAUGCACUUGAGGUGUUCCGUGGCAUCUACAUGAUGAAUACCGGUCGCAGUAAAGAGGAAUAUCCAGUGAAACAACUGCUGGUUGACGAACCCAAUCACACAAAACCAGAAAAGAAUAUUGAAACAAAAGAGAAUAAAUCAAAAUUGAAACGGAUGUUGAGUGAUAUAAUAGAACACAGCAAGCAGUUGUUCGUUCCGCCUAUACUUAAAUUUACAACGAUCUCUAUCACAAUCAACUUUACAUUCCAUAUCGGGUACUAUGGCCUGAUGAUGUGGUUCCCGGAGAUGUUCAACCGUUUCGACGAGUGGUCGCGGACCCACGACAACGCUGAGGCGGACAUCUGCCAGGUCACGGCGUAUGUCACGCAGCAGGGCACGCACUCGGCUGAAGCGCAAUGCGAUUCGCACAUACACUCGGACGUGUUUAUGGAGUCGCUCAUUACCGUCGCCGCUGCCAUACCAUCUAACAUCUUCGCCGUGCUCGGCAUGGACAGGCUGGGAAGGAAGUUCUUCCUUGUGUUCGCGACAUUCUCGGCCGGUCUGUGCUCGGCCGCGAUGUACUUCGUGUACAACAAGACCAACAACCUGAUUGUCAGCGCCAUAUUCAGCUCCGUUAUAUCCUGCGGUAACGCCUCCUUGGAUUGCCUCAUCACUGAAGUCUUCCCUACUAAUUUACGAGCUACCGGCGUGGCAGUGUCGAUGGUGGCGGCGCGUCUCGGCGGCAUCAUCGGUAACGUGGUGAUCGCGGCGCUGCUCGACACGUACUGCCCCGCGCCCACCUUCAUCGUGGCCGUGCUGCUCGCCGGCGGCGGUCUCAUGUGUCUCUUCCUGCCCAACACAACGCGGCAGGCCCUACAAUAACAUACCUCCUUACACCGCGAACUCCUCGCGGCCCAUGUGAUAUCCAAAUAUGCAUUAUCAUCGAACAUUGAUGUAAUUAGUUCAUUAGUACAAUAUUAUUUUUUUAUUUAUAAAAAUGUUCCCCAUUUUCUAAAUAUGUUGUACGUAGUUUCAAAAAUAUCCGAAACAAAGUUUCGUAAUGAUCAUGAAAUAUAUUAUACGAGUAUUAUAGAAUAAUAAGGAUCAGUCAGCGAUAGUUUUGUUGUAUAUUAAAAAAUAUUUUCAUAUUUCGAAUUUAUAAAAUACCAUUGUUACGUAGUUUGUAGUUUUUUGUAGCGUGUAAUAAUAAUCCAUCUGAGUUGUGAUAUGAUAGGAAAGUAAAUUUAAAUCAUUUGCAUUGUAAAUAACGCAUUUCAAAACUUGUUCAACAUCUUUUACCUUACAAUGCAAUAAAUGUGUUUUCCUACAUAACUUCAGUUCCUUAGUUUUAUGUAUCAUGUUAGAUAUGUAUUAUACACGGAAUGGAAAGUAAAUCAUUUAAUUACUUA
This is a messenger RNA of Manduca sexta (tobacco hornworm), 2450 nucleotides long. Its product is annotated as synaptic vesicle glycoprotein 2B. The transcript has 11 exons. The coding region runs from base 250 to 1923 and encodes 557 amino acids. NCBI's taxonomy places the organism in Eukaryota, Metazoa, Arthropoda, Insecta, Lepidoptera, Sphingidae. The record is from RefSeq and is a predicted model, not a curated record. Gene Ontology annotation, molecular function: transmembrane transporter activity. Gene Ontology annotation, cellular component: membrane. Gene Ontology annotation, biological process: transmembrane transport.